Molecule: messenger RNA, 1941 nt
Organism: Patiria miniata (bat star)
Lineage: Eukaryota; Metazoa; Echinodermata; Asteroidea; Valvatida; Asterinidae
Gene: selenon
Product: selenoprotein N-like
Exons: 10
Biological process (GO): skeletal muscle fiber development; calcium ion homeostasis
Cellular component (GO): endoplasmic reticulum membrane
Molecular function (GO): calcium ion binding
Source: RefSeq, a predicted model, not a curated record
AUAAACAGGAAGUUGAUUGGAAAAAAAAAAUCCCAGCUCAGAUUCAGCUCUCUUUGUUCCUGCUGAAGAGUUCAUAAGUACAACUAGUGAGCAGUAUAGGAAGUACAUGGGACAAGAAGCACGACAGUGACGAACCUGAGAUGUUGUAAUUUAGACUAGAGAGAAGUACGUGUGUCGUUGGUACAAUGGAUAGAGACAAGAAAAAGACACCCCCAGACAGCGACGGAGAAAGAAAGCUGAGAGAGUUUAUCGACGCUGCUGUGCAGACAACUGAGCAGGGCACAGUGGGCCGCAAACCUAAAAAGCGAUGUGGUUGCCUGCUAGUGUUCCUUCUGUCGGUGGUGAUCGCGGUACUGGCCGUGGCUACAGCCCUCGUCGUCAAGAGCUACGAGAUGAGGCGAAUCGGGGAGAUGAUGGUCCGCAGCAAGAUCGGGGAGGAAGGCUACGCAAUGUUCCAGUCCUACGACCGAGACUCGGAUGGUUAUCUGAGCCUGGCUGAGUUCGAACCUCUUCUGAACAAGUUGGCUGCCCCUGACAAUGUGCCUGUUGACUUUGACAGCUUUAUGCAAGACAUUGACCCUUUACAAGAGGUUCUCUCAGUCGAGACUCAUUUCCAGGCGCUCAUUCCAGAAUCCAUGACCACGGAAAGGGGUGGUGUAUUCAGUAAUAAGGAUGCUAACUUAGCAGGGCUUGAUGAUUGGAUGAGCCCCUUCCGUUCCGUGGCAGGCUUUGGCGUGCCGCAGUUUACCGCCUUUCUGCCCGAGGGCGCCGUUCCGGUGGGCCAGGUCUACGAGCUGGUCAGGUCCAACCUGAACGUGUUCUCCAACACUUUGUCCAGCAAUCGUUACUACCCGCCGCAGACCGUGGGCCGGGAGGUUCUACUGCACGCGCUCCUGAGCAUGUUCCACCCGCGGCCGUUUGUCCACACGCGCUUCGGGCCGCAGGGGGCAGCGGCCCUAAUCCGCGCUGAGAAUGAGAUGUAUGUUGACGUUGUCUUCAGGAUUCACGCUGAGUUUCAGCUGAAUGAGCCUCCCAUCAACCCGUUUUGGUUCACACCAGCUCAAUUCACUGGUAACCUCAUCAUCAAGCGAGACUCUUCCCACAUUGAACACUUCCAUCUCUAUGUACCCAGCAAUAAGAGCCUCAAUGUUGAUAUGGAGUGGAUGAAUGGCCCCAUGGAGAACGAAAACAUGGAGGUGGACAUCGGCUACAUGCCACAGAUGGAGCUGACCGUCUCCAGCCCCUCCAGCCACAUCUCGGUCUACGGCGAGAACGGGGAGGUCCUUCAAGAGGCCGCGCCCCCGAUAAAUGACCUGCUGAACGGCAACGUCGUCUGGAAUAACCAGAUCACCAUGGAAGAUGCAUUCAGCAUACUGGAACUCCAUUAUUAUUCGUUUAAAAAAGUGCCUUAUUUGUCAUUUUCUGAAGCCUUCCAGCGUGCAGCCGCAGAGGAAAAGCUGGUCCAUUCCAUUCUUCUCUGGGGGUCGCUGGAUGACCAAUCCUGCUGAGGUUCGGGGCGUACUCUUCGAGAGACGGCUCUCGAGAGUACGCCCGUCAUCACGCUGCUGGAGGAGCACUUCAUCAGCAGCUGGUCGCUGGUGGCUGACCUGGAGAAGAUGAAAGAAGAGAGGACCCAGGACCACAGGGAGUUCACCCCAGUGGCCAAGCUGGCUUCUACUUGUCUGGAUGCUUACUCUUUUCCGGUGCAAAUGUCCAUUAUGCUUCCUAAUGGCACAGUGGUUCACAGCGUCAAUGCCAACGAUCUCCUGGACAUGGGCCAGGAGCAGCCAACCAUCUCACAGGUUUUCACGGAUCCUCUGGUGUCGACGUACGUCAAAUUCCUUGAAACAGGUCUGGACAAGGCAAAAGCUUUUCAAUAGGAUGCAACUCGGCACAAGAAGAGUAAAAAUCAUGGUUCAAAUCACCGGUACCCAGCAGCUG